AUGCCUUCGAGCUCAACCUCUCGUCCUCCCUCCCCGGCUAGGGUGUUCCCCUCCUCCGGGUUUCACAAGUUUGCCAAGUCCCGCCGAGUCGAUGAAGAAAGCUACUCGUGGUACUCGCCCAAAGAAUUCUUCCCUGUCCGGAUCGGCGAGUUGAUUCGGGACCGCUACCAAGUCAUCACGAAGCUUGGCUACGGCACCUCCUCGACAUCUUGGCUCUGCCGCGACCUGAGGGGCCACCGGUAUGUCGCCAUCAAGGUCUACGCCGCCAAUCAAAGUCAGGCGAAGCGGGAGAUUGCCGCUGUUAAGCAUCUCCACGAGGUUUUAAACAAUAAGCUUGUUACAAACUGCGGCGGUGCUCAGUUCAUCCGGCUAUUGCACGAGAGCUGCGAGCUGGAGGACCCUAGGAGUUCCAACCAGAACCUGUGCCUUAUCUAUGAACGUAUGGGCAUGUUCUUGGCGGAUCUAAGAAGAGUCGCGUGCAACAAUUAA
Diaporthe citri is the source of this 489-nucleotide messenger RNA. RefSeq lists its product as uncharacterized. The record is from RefSeq and is a predicted model, not a curated record. Gene Ontology annotation, biological process: spliceosomal complex assembly; regulation of mRNA processing. NCBI's taxonomy places the organism in Eukaryota, Fungi, Ascomycota, Sordariomycetes, Diaporthales, Diaporthaceae. The coding region runs from base 1 to 489 and encodes 162 amino acids. The transcript is spliced from 2 exons.